Closterium sp. NIES-65 is the source of this 510-nucleotide messenger RNA. The record is from the annotation of a GenBank genome assembly. NCBI's taxonomy places the organism in Eukaryota, Viridiplantae, Streptophyta, Zygnematophyceae, Desmidiales, Closteriaceae.
AUGCUAAUGAUGAAAACCUGCCGUCGCCUCCCUCUUAGCCUGCAGUCGCCUUCGCCCUCCCAUCCCGUCAUCGCAGCCUCCUCUCGUCCCGCCGUCGCCUCCCCUUCUCAUUCCGUCGUCGCCUCCCCUUCCCGUCCCCCCAUCGCCUCCCCUUCUCAUUCCGCCGUCGUCUCUCCCUCUCACUCCACCGUCGCCUCCCCCUCUCAUUCCGCAGUCGCCUCCCCCUCUCGUCCCGCAGUCGCCUCCCCCUCUCGUCCCGCAGUCGCCUCCCCCUCUCAUUACGCCGUCGCCUCCUCCUCUCAUUCCGCCGUCGCCUCCCCCUCUCGUCCCGCCGUCGCCCCUCCCUCUCGUCCCGCCGUCGCCCCCCCCCCCUCUCAUUCCGCCGUCGCCUGCCCCUCUCAUUCCGCCGUCGCCUCCCCUUCUCGUCCCGCCGUCGCUUCUCCAUCACAUCCCGUCGUCGUUGCUGAAGACAGCUGCACGAGUGCGAACUGGUGGGCGAGCGCGGGUUGA